GGCCGGAGGGCGGGGACGCAGGAGGGCGGGGCGGAGCGGGAGCGGGGAGAAGCGAGCGAGCAGGCGGCGGGGUCGGUCUGUGCGCGGAGCAGGCGAGCGAGCGGGAAGACGCAGCCACCUUCCUCACCAGCCAGCCCACAGCGGUUUGUUCCUUGUCUCGGGAGUGCGCCAAUGCCUGGGCCGACCCAAACCCUGUCCCCAAAUGGCGAGAACAACAACGACAUCAUCCAGGAUAAUAACGGGACCAUCAUUCCUUUCCGGAAGCACACAGUGCGCGGGGAGCGUUCCUACAGUUGGGGAAUGGCAGUCAACGUGUAUUCUACCUCGAUAACCCAAGAGACUAUGAGCAGACAUGACAUCAUUGCAUGGGUUAAUGACAUAGUAUCUUUAAACUACACAAAAGUGGAGCAGCUUUGUUCAGGAGCGGCCUAUUGCCAGUUCAUGGACAUGCUCUUUCCAGGCUGCAUUAGUUUGAAGAAAGUAAAAUUUCAAGCAAAGUUGGAGCACGAGUAUAUCCACAAUUUUAAACUUCUGCAAGCAUCGUUUAAGCGAAUGAACGUUGACAAGGUAAUUCCAGUGGAGAAGCUAGUGAAAGGACGUUUCCAAGACAACCUGGAUUUUAUUCAGUGGUUUAAGAAAUUCUACGAUGCUAACUAUGAUGGGAAGGAGUAUGAUCCCGUAGAGGCACGACAAGGGCAAGAUGCAAUUCCUCCCCCAGACCCUGGUGAACAGAUCUUCAACCUGCCGAAAAAGUCUCACCAUGCAAACUCCCCAACAGCAGGCGCAGCUAAAUCAAGUCCAGCAUCUAAACCAGGAUCCACACCUUCUCGUCCCUCCUCAGCCAAAAGGGCUUCCUCCAGCAGCUCAGCGUCCAAGUCUGAUAAAGAUUUAGAAACACAGGUCAUACAGCUUAAUGAACAGGUACAUUCAUUAAAACUUGCCCUUGAAGGCGUGGAAAAGGAAAGGGAUUUCUACUUUGGGAAGUUGAGAGAGAUUGAGCUACUCUGCCAAGAACACGGGCAGGAAAACGAUGACCUCGUGCAGCGAGUAAUGGAAGUGCUCUAUGCUUCAGACGAACACGAGGGCCACACAGAAGAGCCGGAAGCAGAGGAGCAGGUCCACGAGCAGCAGCUCCAGCAGCAGGAAGAGUACUGACCCGUCCUGGCAGCUCUUGACACUUCUAUUGUGCAUGGGAACUUUUCUUCUGGAGAAUUGGAACAUGUGUGGCCUCAAGCUCAACAGAAACCAGUCGUUCCCAAUCUGCCGUUACCAUCAGCACACUGUGCAUUCGCCAGCCACCGCACUCGGUUCCCAUUUCCUUUGCCAAGAUGUAUUAGCAGGCGGCCGUCCUGGCCACCUAGCCGAAAGAUCGUAGGGUCACAUCCAUCCAACUUCACCACUUGGCUGCUUGAGAUUGGUUCUGCUCUUUCCUUCAUUUCUUUCCAAGAACAACUCUCCCCCACCCCAAUACCACUACCGCCACCCCCCUUUUUAUCCUGGUGUGAAACAAUGGUAAUUUGAUCUAUGGUAUUUAUAUUGGCAUUUCUCAACCCAGUGUCACUAGAUGUCACGCGCAUUUGUGGUGCUUUGAUGUUUGCGAGUCUAACCUCUGAACAUAAAAUUGGUCAAAUAAUUAAUUGGAAAAAGGGAAACAGAUACUUGAUAUGAAAGCCAUAACGACAGUGACUUGUGUCGUGGGGGAAAACAUAGGGUCAGUUUUUUCCUCUACUCACAACACUAAAAGGGAAAAAAUAAUGGAUUCAAAGUUAGGAGUUCAGGGCCCAGUGAAGUUCAUACAUCAGCAUGUUAGACAACCACACAGUAUGUUGUUAGUUUCGAAAGACAUUCACUCAAGGAAAACACCAUCUCAGAUUUGUCCCCUCACCCUGUGCCCCUGCCCCCCACCCCCACCCCAGGUUCUCAUGCUGUUUUCUUUCUCAGGGUCCUCUUUGGUGGGCAGCCACUCUCCCCAAGAUGUUGUCAUCAGUCAUCUGCAGUCCAAAGGGGGUCUGGAUAGGUAUAGAUCUUCCUGCCUUGUCCCUCUUCCUCAUGUGGGUUUCAGCCCCAAAACUGUCAUUCACAUUAGGGGACUCCUACUAAAAGAUAGCUCCAGGGUAUGCAGUUCCGAGCUCCAGGGUUCUGUGUCAGGCUGCACGCUUGCUAGAAGGCUGGAAGUAAAGACCUUAUUAAUAGGAGCAUAAUUCCAAGGGAGAACCAGAGUCCUGCAGUCCGGUGUUGACACUGAAGUAACAGCACAGAAAAACCUAUGACUCCCAGUAUCUUCCGGAAUAAGGAAUUUCCCCUCUUUAACACAAGGGCCCUCCUUGUCAUUGACCUUUUGCUAAACCAUGGCAAUUCAUAAAUAGGAGAAACAUUAAUGAAUUAAAGGCAUUCCUUAUUUUUUUAACUAAUAUUUGCACAUUUUCUUAGUCUCUUUCCAAAUCUUUGUAUUUUUUUUUGUUUUCCUAUGACAGAUGGUUUCCCUUCCCGGAUCAUUCUAUUCAGUUGGUUUCUGACUUUAGAUUUACUUUCACUUGUUAUUUGACUUAGCAGGUGCAACAAAAACAAGAAACAAAUGUGCCCACCCCACUUUCCGCUUAACUGAAAAGCUUAAAAUAAAUUUCUGAAUUAUGUAUCAUAAAGCUUUGAAAUUUCUUUAUUAAUGGAUGAAAUACUAAUUCUAAAUUCUGGCAUCGAAGCUUUUCACCAAAAGAAGUCUUUCCAAAAUAAAUCUUUUGCAGCAAGGUGGUAUUUAUUAAGUUAUAUGUGGAAAAGAUGGCUUGUAUUUUUGAGAUUAUUGCAACACACUGUGCGGAAUUGGACGGAUUUUCCGUGGUAUUUGGUUUCCCUUUCUUCUCUCUCCUGCUCACUCUGCAUUACAGCGGCAGCUCAUUUCUCUAAGGCUGGACAGCCUAGCUCUCAGCAGUGACAUCCUCCCACUCCUGGUCACAGGUAGUGGCUGUGCUAUACGUAGCAUCAUGCUUCGUGGUGUGUUGCCCUCCCGAGCCUGUUGUACUCACAAAUUUUCUUUUUUAAAAGAAUAGCUCUUAUAAAGAGGUCACAAUAAAUAAUUCCAUGCCAAUGACGCUUCAGUGGUUUCUAAGGCCAUUCUUUACCUGCUCUGGACAUUUCAGUCAUACUCCUGCCAUGUGGACGCCCAUGGAUGAGUAGCAGGGAGUCAAGAUCCUGUCUUCUCCCAGAAACCGCUUAAUACUGUAUAACUCACAUAAGCCUCCCCGAUGACUCUUGCUGGAACCACUCCAUCUCUGUCCAGCUCCCCAACCUUCUCAAUCAUAAACCCUCUGGCCAGAUCUCUUAACCUGCAAAGAGAACUUUCCCUGGUCACCAUACUCCAUUCUUCCUGAAGGCUUGGGCAGACUAUUCAUGUACUUAGAGAAGAGCUGUUAAUUCCUCUUUCUGUCCCCAUCUUACACAUCUUCUGUUGUGCUGUACCCCAGAGGAUGUCACAGCUGCUUUGGGGAAUCUCUAACAUUUGAGUUUCUGAGUCAGUCCUCUCGGGCUCUGUGCAGAUGACCACUCACUCCCCAUAAUGGUAGGACCCCAUCGCUCUCUCAUCUCAGCAUUCGGGGCACACUUUCCCCUGUGGCCCCUGGUCACACAUCACCGGGCUGGGCUGAGAAGUGUCCCUGGGUGUGUGUUCUGCUCCCCCCUCUCAGGAAGCCCAGUUUCAUCCUUGUUUCCCCCCCCCCCAUGCCCACUACUGGCCGGUUAUAGCACUUCCACUGCUACCAUCAGAUAGGAAGUGAUCGAAGCAGGGGGCAAAGAGAAAGCCCAUGUUUAUUCUAAGCAGAAAAGCAGGAAAAAAAAAAGACAAACACUCUGUUGACCCGAGAGAAGUAAACUCCAGAAGGGAACCAAGAAUUCCUUCCCUGGUGAGUAUUUUCAUUAUUCCGUUAAGGUUUAAUAUGUAUUCAGAUUACUUUUACUAAAUAGUACACCAUAAAGCUUUUGUUAUAUAUUAAAUGUAAACUGAAAGGAAUGUAAACAUAUGUAUUGUUAAUUAUAAAUAUAGAUAAGUAAUGACAUAAUAGAUGAAAAAGUCUUAUUCAGAUGUAUCACAUUCAUUUUACAUUACCCACCUAUUGUUGCAUGGUAGAAUAGUAUUUUGUCUCUGAAUAUGUGAAUAACUUGACUUGCGUUGACCUUUUUACAUAUUUAAUAAAAAAAAGCAUAUGUUAAAA
Molecule: messenger RNA, 4202 nt
Organism: Microcebus murinus (gray mouse lemur)
Lineage: Eukaryota; Metazoa; Chordata; Mammalia; Primates; Cheirogaleidae
Gene: MAPRE2
Product: microtubule associated protein RP/EB family member 2
Molecular function (GO): microtubule binding
Source: RefSeq, a predicted model, not a curated record